CAAAUAAUAGAAGCCAUAGUCAGUUAGCACUGAACUUCCUUUUCAGUGACCGAUACAUUUUGCAGAGUAUUGGGAGUGGUCUCUUGCUUGUGCAUUGGAAACGAACCGUGAAUGGGCGACGAAGCAAUCGACGAUCUUCCCUGUCCGUUGGGAAAAGUGCGCUAUUGGGUCUAAACAUUGCUAAAAAUGGCAGAAGAUUACCAUGCCGAGCGUCCCUUGUUUGGUGGCGCAAUAGCCAGCACAUUCCCUCUUCGAUUUCAGGAUGUGAGCAACAUUCGACAAGUCCCUGAUCACCAGGAGGUUUUUGCGGACCCUGCACGUGAUGAGAGUCUGAUAUUUGAACUUUUAGAUCUGAAACUUGAAGUUGCUGACAAUGGAAGUGCCACCUGGUUUCUUCAAGACCUUGCCAGAGAGCAAGAUGCUGAGGGAGUCAUGAUAAUUGAGCAGUCUGCAGUGAUUGAGGCUGAUGGGUUGCGUUUCAGAAACAUCCCUGCAGUUGUUACUACUGCAGUUGGCCAGAUGGCCAUCUCUAAGGGACGUCAAGGAAGAGAAGCUCAAAAUACAGUUAGGGUGUAUUUGGCAAAUUUGCGCCUCAAGGAAGUUGGCACCGAUGUACUAAUCACUGCAUAUGAACCCAUCUUAAUAAGCCCUUUGAGUGAAAGCGCAAGCGCAGUCGGUGCUGGUCUGGCUGUACCGGCUGCACAAUCAGGAUGUAUGCCAAUGGCUGAGGUUUUUAAAUUUGCAGUCUCUAGUUUCAAGGUCAAUGACUGGAGCCUUUUUGGUGCUGCAGCUGCUUGAGUAGUUCUCAAUUGCUGUCUGGUUAUGGGGGUGGUGUAAAUUUGGGCGGUCUUAUUAUGUUUUUUAGACUCAUUUAUAGGUUAUUUGGGACAUUUUUCAGCUCUAAGUUCUUAUUUAUGAAACUAUUUGUAGGGAGUUAUUUUUUGUUUGGCUAUUUUCUUAUUAUCUUUUUCAUUUCAGAAAUCAUCAGUACCGCUUAUGAAAGAGUUGUGCCCUGUUAUGUUAUGCUGAGUAAUCAUCCCAACAAUAAAAAUGUAGAAAAAUAUGGCCUUGUUUGGGAAGUUGGUUAUUUGACUUUUUGCUUAUUUUAACUUGGUUAAAAUA
Molecule: messenger RNA, 1122 nt
Organism: Camellia sinensis
Lineage: Eukaryota; Viridiplantae; Streptophyta; Magnoliopsida; Ericales; Theaceae
Source: RefSeq, a predicted model, not a curated record